This is a messenger RNA of Punctularia strigosozonata HHB-11173 SS5, 747 nucleotides long. Its product is annotated as short chain dehydrogenase. Gene Ontology annotation, molecular function: oxidoreductase activity. The transcript is spliced from 7 exons. Bases 1 to 747 code for a protein of 248 amino acids. The record is from RefSeq and is a predicted model, not a curated record. Lineage: Eukaryota; Fungi; Basidiomycota; Agaricomycetes; Corticiales; Punctulariaceae.
AUGUCAGACAAGCUUCGAGGAAAACGUGUAGUGAUCGUUGGGGGCAGCAGCGGCAUCGGUUUUGGUGUCGCCAAGCUAGCGCUCACAGCCGGUGCUUCGGUGAUUAUUUCGUCUUCCAACCAGACCAAAGUCGACGCGGCCGUUAAGAGACUCGUCGAUCUCGACGUCGGCGGGCCUGUGGAGGGAAAGGUCCUUGACGUGAAAGGGGGCGAAAGCGCGGUCAAGGCAUUCUUCGAGGCCCUGCCCGAGUUCAACCAUCUCAUCUGGACGGCAGGGGACUUCUUCCCGUUGAAUUAUCCAAAUGGCGACUUGACCGGUGUCCAAGAUACAUUCGUCGUACGCACCCUGGGGCCCAUAUACGCUGGAAAAUACGCGCCGAGUCGCAUGCCGAAGAGCUCGGACUCUUCAAUCAUCCUCACAUGUGGAAGCGUGAGCCGCAAGCCGUCGAAAGGGAUGGCGAUCGGUGCGGCUGUCUCCGGCGCCACUGAACGAUUCGCCAAGGGCUUAGCUGUUGAACUUGCCCCGAUCAGGGUCAAUGCAGUGAGCCCUGGUGCAGUGCAAACAGAGCUGUGGGAUGCACUUCCUGCCGAGAGUGUCCAGGCGUUGCUCUCAACUCUGACGCAGAAACUGCUCGUCCAACAUGUCGCGGACGCUGACGAGGCAGCCGAGCCCUAUCUUUAUCUUAUGAGAAGCGCGUAUGUCACCGGCGAAGUUGUCAACGUCGAUGGCGGAGCUGUUCUUGCUUGA